Molecule: messenger RNA, 696 nt
Organism: Phoenix dactylifera (date palm)
Lineage: Eukaryota; Viridiplantae; Streptophyta; Magnoliopsida; Arecales; Arecaceae
Product: ATP synthase small subunit 6-A, mitochondrial-like
Source: RefSeq, a predicted model, not a curated record
AAUGAGGCAAACGAGAGAGAAACCCAUUUGAUGGUGACCGUACGCCCAUCAUCACAUCAGGGCCGUCCAUAUCACUCCUGAAAGCCGAGAGAUACCCUACUUUAGGCGGCUCUGGGCACAGGACAAACGGUUCACCGCAACAAGAGCGUUGUCUCCGAAGGCUUGGAGCCGUCGUUCAUUUCCUCACAAAGGGGCAGGGAAAGAGAGAGAAAGAGGGAGAGAUGAGGAAGUUCGAUCCGUGGCCGGUGUUCUUCAGGAGGGAGUUUAACCGGAACUGGCCCUUCCUCGUCGGCUUCGCCAUCACCGGCGCCGUCAUCGUCAAGUUGACUGCCGGCCUCACCGAGGAGGACGCCAAGAACUCUCGCUUCGUUCAGGAGCACAACAGGUGAAAAAGGCUGAUUUGGUGGCUGAUUUGAGCUUCUGUCCAUGAUGAGGCUGGCCAAUUUCCUCAAUGUUUUGCAUAAAAAUUAAACAUGAUCUCAAUGCUUUGUGUCGAAAACUUAUUAGUAUUAUUGAAUCGAGAAUAAAAGACUGAUGGCUGGUAUAUGGACAGUUCCUUGAAGGCUUUUAUUGUAAGUUCAGAGUUUUAGGACUACUAUUUACUCGAACAGUCAUGCAUGUGUUGUCUUGCAAUAAAGGGGAUUAGGUCUCUCAUUUAUCAAUGGAGAUUUACCUAUCUUAUUAUUGGCAUGCUAA